UUAUUCUCAUGGACAACAUCAUUAAGGGAUGGUUUUCUGAAAUCAAUGAAUUCUGGCCAGGCCAGGCUCUCUCUAUCGAACUAGAUGGGCCCGUCUUGUACCACGAGAAGUCCGAUUUUCAGGAUAUCCUCAUUUUCAAAAGUAAGGCCUUCGGCAAUGUUUUGGUGUUAGACGGUGCUAUUCAGAUCACCGAAAAGGAUGAGAUCGCGUACCAAGAACAAAUAGCGCACAUCCCUCUCUUUACUCAUCCAAACCCAAAAAAAGUAUUGGUUGUGGGUGGCGGUGACGGCGGCGUUAUUCGAGAAGUGGCCAAACAUGAUUGCGUCGAAGAGAUUCAUUUGUGCGAAAUAGACCAAAAGGUCAUUGAGGCGUCUAAAAAAUUCCUUCCUAAGAUUGCCGUUGGCUUCAACGAUCCCCGCGUUCGAGUCCACAUCGAAGAUGGUGCCGAAUUUGUCAAAAAGUACAAAAACGAAUUCGACGUGGUCAUCACGGAUUCAUCGGAUCCAUCUGGACCAGCGAGCCAGCUUUUCGGAGAAGAAUACUUCAAAGUUGUUAAAGAGGCGCUUACAGAUAACGGUGUCCUCAUUACUCAGGCCGAAUGCAUCUGGCUGCACGUAGAUUUGAUUGUGUCGAUGAAGAAGUUCAUAUCCAAAAUUUUCCCCUCCGUGACCUACGCGACCUCCCAGAUACCUACUUAUCCAAAUGGUUCUUUGGGCUUUUUUUUGGCUACGAAAAACGGCACAGUUUUUCCCACUGAACCAGUGCGAGAGGUGACGGCGGAAUUUCAGGCGAAGCUCAACUACUACACGCCAAAGAUGCACAAUGCGGCAUUCACCCUGCCAGCGUUUGCUGAGCGCAUCUUGAACUUUUAGUCGUGCGCAAGUGGCUCGAUUGACAUCGUUGUCGCAAAGCCGUUAAGUACAGAGGGGUUUGUGUACUUAUUGUGCAUACUAAAACGUACAUUUGUUUUAA
This is a messenger RNA of Schistocerca gregaria, 972 nucleotides long. RefSeq names its product spermidine synthase-like. Gene Ontology annotation, cellular component: cytosol. Gene Ontology annotation, biological process: spermidine biosynthetic process. The transcript has 5 exons. Gene Ontology annotation, molecular function: spermidine synthase activity. Lineage: Eukaryota; Metazoa; Arthropoda; Insecta; Orthoptera; Acrididae. The coding region runs from base 9 to 872 and encodes 287 amino acids. The record is from RefSeq and is a predicted model, not a curated record.